AUGGCCUUGGAUUCUUCAGCUACUUUCGAGGCUCGCUGCCUAGAGCUCGGAUUGGCCGCAACCUUUGUGCAAGAGCUGCAUACCGGGGGCAUUGACACGUAUGCCUCUCUUGCCUUGUGUCAGCCACACCAGGCUAACAGUGGAAUCGACGAUGUUGCACUUAUGCGUCAUGUGGGCUCGCUCGUCUCUUCAGCUCUCUCGGCUCACCAGACCACUGCCUUGCGCCGCCUUGCGUUUGAGGCGCAGGCUCUGGCUCUUCAAGAUCUGCGCAGCAAGCUUGAACGCACCUCAGAUUCCGAGCCGAAAGUUCUUCCCUUACAGGAGAAACUCGAGCGCAGCUCUCGCCUACAGAAUCGGCUCGUCGGGGUCACCUUCACAGAUCACAAUCAGCCUGCGCAUGCCCUGGUGGACAAGGCAUCUCAGCAGUUCGAUGAGGGCGUCCUUCAAUACCUGCUCAGCCGUUACCAAGAGGCCCUUGCUGAACGCUCUUCCGCCUCUCUGCGCUUCGGCUCGGAUGGUGCCAUCAAGGUGUCGCGGGAGUCCGCGGGUGGUGAAUGCGAUAUCUCCACUGCCCACCUCCUUCGUGCCGCUUUUCAGCGGCGGGCCAUGGCUUACGACAUCGCGGGUGUUGCCACCUACGAGGCUCUGGAUGCCUGGGCCCAGAAUCUCUUUGAUCGUCUUUCGACUCCUGUGCCGUCCAGUCGUUACUCUCCUAUUGGCCUCGAGCAGAUUUUGGCAGCUGACAAAGCCCUUUGGGUUCGCUUGUCUCAGCUCAGUCGUGGGCUUCUGGGCCGCAGUGACGCCGCCACCGGUGCCUUGCUGGUUGACAAUUUGAUUCUGGAUUUGAGCAACCACCCCGAGGUCGUCUGGCAUUUCCUCCCGCUGGCGAAUGCUUCUCACACCCCACCUCCCAAGCCUCAUGCUGCACAGGCUGCCCGCAAGCGCAAACGCCAGCGUGCCUCCUCUGCUCCACCUGUGCCUGCUGCGUCACCGGGUCGAACCCCUGCGAAGGGCCCAGGCAAAGGCUCCGGCGCCGGCUCUCGCAUCCAAGUGCCUGAUGGCUGCACCAUUCGUUUUUCCAAGGGCCCCAUUUGCAUGAAGUACAACCUGGGGACCUGCCGCGCUUCUCAUGUGAAGCCUGGCGCUCGUUGCAGCAACGGCUACCACCCUUUGCAGACCGGCGAUUUUGUCUCGCCGCCCCACGCCGGUCACCCUGCUGAGCAAUUUGCGGCCCGCUUUGCCAACUCUGUUAUGACUGCCGAGCAAGCCUAUCAGCUUUUUGAACUUUUGCCUGCUGAGACUCCGGCUCGUGCUGCAUCUAUGCUGCCUCAGUCAAAGUCUUUUACCACUGGAGCCUUUGCAUACUCCAGCGGACCCGGCUUGCGUCGCCGCACCCGUGUUUUCCCUUUGGCGACCAAGGCCCUUGCCGAUUUUGUGCGAGCUACCUGUGGCACGCACUCUUUCUCCAGCAUUGCUAUAUUCCGCGAUUUGACUGCUCCCCUGCAUUUGGACGCCCUUAACCAGCCGUCCCAACCCAACCUGCUCAUCCCUCUCACGGCAUUUUCAGGUGGAGGCGUGUGGUAUGAGUCCCCCUCCGGCACUUCUCAUCGCCUCUUGGACGGUGUCGUGACGCCUGGUUGUGUGCUUGAUGUGGCCUCCGGGCCCGUCUUCCUUCCUGCUGCCGAGGCGCGUCAUCAAACGCUCCCUUGGGAGGGCACUCGCUGCGUUCUGGUUGCCUUCACUUCUCUUGACGCGCACACCCUGUGCCCCGCCGAUCUCUGA
Symbiodinium sp. CCMP2592 is the source of this 1782-nucleotide messenger RNA. The record is from the annotation of a GenBank genome assembly. Lineage: Eukaryota; Dinophyceae; Suessiales; Symbiodiniaceae.